AAAAAAAAAAAAAAAAGUAAUUUACAAAUAAUCAUUACGUCAAUCAUGUCGUUGUUUGAUUUUUUUUCUUUGUGACGUUUUCAUUGUGCCCAGGCUUUGCCUGGUCGUCUAUCAAUAAACGGUAAAGAAAAAAAUCCUGAGAAUAAAAAAUUUGCCAAAUUUAUUAAAUUUAUUAUUUUUUAUUUAAAAAAAUAUUUGACUUUGAAGAAGAACAACAAAAAGGACGUACUACAAAAAAAUUUGUCGUUUUAAAAAUACAAAAAAAAAAAAAAUGUCGAUGCAUUAUUAUAGACCUGGAUAUCGUUAUCGUUCAGCAACAACUGUUGCUAGAACAAGUGCAAAUGGUGAAACCCAAGGAUCAGAUAGUGAUGUUGCAGAGUUGAGUGAUCUUGAGGAUGAUGAAGAUGAAGAUGAUGCUGUACGAAUAAGAAUGUCAAAUGAAUUACCAAUUGAUGGAAUUAAUGAAAUUGAUGAAGAGCCUGAUGAUCUAGAAGGAACAAGUGAUAGCAGGUAUGAUGACGACGACGACGACGACGAUGAUGAUGAUGAUGAAGAUGACGAUGAUGAUGAAGAUGAUGAUGAUGAUGAUGAGGGUGGCGUUGCUGGACAAGAGCUACCCUAUCCAGGUUUUAUUCCCAUCGCAUUUCGAUAUCUUGAUCAAAAAACAAAACCGCGCAACUGGUGUCUCGCUCUCAUCACAAAUCCAUGGUUUGAGAGGAUAAGCAUGAUGGUAAUUUUACUUAAUUGCAUCACCCUUGGAAUGUAUCAACCCUGUGUCGAUGACAAAUGUGUCACGAAUCGUUGCAAAAUUUUACAGAUGUUUGAUGAUAUUAUCUUCACAUUUUUUACACUUGAAAUGACCAUUAAAAUGGUGGCAAUGGGUGUCUAUGGAAAAGGCACAUAUCUUGCUGAUUCUUGGAACAGAUUAGACUUUUUUAUUGUUGCUGCAGGGGCUCUUGAGUACUGUCUAAAUGUUGAAAAUAUGAAUUUAUCGGCAAUCCGAACGAUAAGAGUACUCCGACCACUGCGAGCAAUCAACAGAAUACCAAGCAUGAGGAUUCUCGUGAUGUUACUACUUGACACACUACCAAUGCUUGGAAAUGUUUUGCUACUGUGUUUCUUCGUUUUUUUCAUAUUUGGAAUAAUUGGAGUACAAUUAUGGGAAGGUAUAUUACGACAACGAUGUUUUUUAAAAGCUCUACCAAACAUCAAAUAUCCAGAGUUACUCUCGGACGAGUACUCGGUUCGAUCACGCAUUUAUGACCUAGAAAAAUAUUUCGAGUAUCAGGGACAGGAUUACAUAUGCUCAAGGCCAGAUGAUAAUGGUAUGCACACGUGUGACAAUCUUCCACCACUAAAAUUAGGUGACAUAAUAUGCAACAGCACAGCUCUGCCAAAUAGCAAUGUUACUUUUAUAACAAACACAACAUGUGUCAAUUGGAAUUAUUACUAUACCGAGUGCAAAGGCCAGGGUAAUAAUCCAUUUCAGGGUACAAUAUCAUUUGAUAAUAUUGGUCUUGCAUGGGUUGCAAUAUUUUUGGUAAUAAGUCUUGAAGGUUGGACAGACAUAAUGUAUUACGUACAAGAUGCACAUUCAUUUUGGGAUUGGAUAUAUUUUGUUUUAUUGAUUGUGAUUGGCUCGUUUUUCAUGAUAAAUCUAUGCCUGGUUGUGAUAGCCACCCAAUUUUCUGAAACAAAGAAACGCGAAAUGGAACGAAUGCGAUUGGAACGUGCGAGAUUUCAUUCUACAAGUACAUUGGCAUCAUCAACAAAUACAUCAGAACCUAAUACAUGUUAUGCUGAAAUUGUCAAAUAUAUUGGACAUCUUUGGAGAAAAGGUAAACGAAGUUUUGGAAAAAAAUAUAGACUAUGGAAAUAUAGAAGACAACAAAAAAAUGAAAAUCAUUUAUUACGUGAUCAACAACAUAUUUGUCCGAAUAUUGUUAAUUUAAGAACAAAUCGUUGUGCAAAUAGCAGUGAUCGUAGAAUUCAUCAUAGUAGAUGUCCUCGUUAUUCUUCAAUGAUGGAAAGAUGUGAUCGCAAUUUAUCAAAUGAAAAUUGUGAAAAUAUUUUAACUGGUGGUAAUUUAAUUGCCCAAGCACCACGUGCAAGUCCAGAAGUUUCAGAAACUGAUAUUUCAUCACAUCAAUGUUAUAGCCAUCGUGCAAGUAUACAUCGUUUACCGUCCUUAACAAUAAAUAAUGAAAAUGGAGAUAGUACUGCUGUAACAUCACCCGAAACAAAUAAUGCAUUGUUAAGUCCACCAUGUAAUCACUAUCGUCGUAGAAGUAGUGUUAUGUUUAGUGAUGUUGUUAUGUUACAUGGUGGAAGUGUUACAACAUUACCUGGUUCAAUUGGUCAACCAGGAUCAACUGGUGAACGUGUUAAUAUUUGUUCAAGUGAAAAAAUGACACAAACUGGUGAUGGUAAUGUUUGGUCUUUAUUUCCAACAAAUCAUUUGAGUAUACAGACAGAAUUUGGAACAAAUGAAGCAAUGACAUGCCAAGAAUUAUUGGCUCUAAGUGGUGCACUUAGUGCAGCAUUACCAACUGGACAAUUAGGGAGAGACUCAUUUCUCAAUUCACUUGCAAAAGGAAUAACUGGACGUGUUGCAUUUCGAGAAGAUCCAAGACAUAAUUAUGAUGAACAUGAUAAUUACUCUUGCUAUUGUGAUAUUUAUGAAAUGACUGGUAAUUGGCCAGAUGAAACAAUAAAUAAUUCAAAUAAAAAAUCAAAGCUACGUAAAUUUUUACGUGAAUGUGGAAAUUAUUUAUCAUGUGGAUUAUUUACUGUUAGAUGUUGGGUACAAAAAUUAGUUGAACAUAAAUAUUUUCAACAGGGUAUAUUAUUAGCUAUUUUAAUAAAUACUCUUAGCAUGGGAAUUGAGUAUCACAAUCAGCCUGAGGAAUUAACAGUUAUUGUUGAGAUAAGUAAUGUUGUAUUCUCAGCAAUAUUUGCUGUAGAAAUGUUGCUAAAAGUUAUUGCUGAAGGACCAUUUGGUUAUAUCAGCAAUGGAUUUAAUGUCUUUGAUGGUAUUGUCGUUAUACUCAGUGUUGUGGAACUGUGCCAGUCAUUUACAGCAGAAAGAGGAGGAAAUUCUGGUUUAAGUGUACUACGAACAUUUCGAUUACUGAGAAUUUUAAAACUCGUACGAUUUAUGCCAAAUUUAAGACGACAAUUAUUCGUCAUGUUACGAACAAUGGAUAAUGUUGCUGUAUUUUUUUCUCUUCUUGUACUCUUCAUUUUUAUAUUCAGCAUACUAGGAAUGUACCUGUUCGGUGGUAAGUUUUGCAUGUGGGCGGAUCGAAGUCGACCAUGCACCUGUGCUGAGGUUGUAUCACAUCAUCCAAUGUGUCGCUGUGAUCGUAAACAUUUCAACGACAUCAUCUGGGCACUUGUCACUGUUUUUCAGAUACUUACACAAGAAGAUUGGAAUGUUGUACUUUUUAAUGGUAUGCAAAAAACAUCACAUUGGGCUGCACUUUAUUUUGUUGCUCUAAUGACAUUUGGAAAUUAUGUAUUGUUCAAUUUACUUGUGGCAAUUCUCGUCGAGGGUUUUUCUUCAGAGAGAAAUGAGAGACGUGAAAGAGAGCAAAGGGAGCUUGCAAAGCUUGCAUUAAAAGAGGGUAUGAUUGGAAGUGAAGAGGGAUCGAGUUCAAGGAUGUCAGGAUCUCAUUCAAUAACUGACAGUGAUACCUACACACCUCAGGAUCGUAAAAAUUCAUGGCAAAGUGUUGAUGAUCUACAAAAAUACAAAGAUAAUUAUACUCGUGAUAAAAAAAAUCGUACAUGGAAAGCAUCUGGAAUUGAUGAGCUUAAAUGUAACAUACAAAAAGAGAGUAAAAUGAUGAAUAUUGCUGGUCAACCACCAACAAUAACACACACUGCAGCAACACCCCAAGAUUCACCAAAUACUACCCUUGACACUGGCUACAGAGACCUUAAUUGUCGGGCAAUUUAUCCAAUCAACCUGUCAAUUGAAUCCAUUGAUCGUUCAAGUAGUCAAUGUAGUAUAACAUCAGGAUAUUUAAAACUACCAGAUAAUAAUAAUCACAAGUAUGCAACGAAUAAUUUAAUAAUGAGUAAUCAAUUAUCAAGAAAAAUAAAUUCCAGUAUUGUUGCUUAUCCAACAAUAUCAUCACCAAUAAGAGAAUUAACAAAUUCAACUCCACCAAGAAUACGUCGUGGUUAUUCUUGGCGUUUAUCAAGACCAUCAACAAUACGUAAAAAACGUUGGUCACAAAGUGAUGAUAAUUAUACUGGUAUAUUAAACAAUGGACGUAGUAUGAUUGGAUCAAAUUCAGGACUUUGUUCUGUUGAAUAUAAUGGUUAUAACAAUGCAUCAUCUCGUAAUGAUACACAUGGUAUUUUAUCAAAUAAUCAUUCAACAAUAAUAUCACCACAAAAUUCAAGUCUAAGUCAAAAUAAUUCAAUUAGAAGUAAUAGUUUAUCAAUUGGACAAUGUUACACAACUUCAAAUCAGAUGAGAUGGAUCGAUGAUCUUUCAAGAAGAAGUUCAUUGCGCAGUUAUGAUAUUGUACAAGCAAGAAAAGUGUUACCAUAUGAUGAUAUACAACAGGGUUCAACAUCAAGAACAAUUAAUAAUUUAACAAUUGAUACUGGUGCAUUACCACGUAUUAAAAGAAUAUCAAAUGAUUAUGAUAAUGAUAGAUAUUCAUCACCUGGUGGAGGUGUAAGUGGUGGUGUUGAUGGUGAUGAACAAACAACACCACCAUCAAAUGGUAGUAUUGCAAGUAGUGUUGAACGUAUUAAAAAAAUAUUCAUGUUUUUUGAACCAAGAGGUUGUCUAAAAGAACGUGAUGAUUAUUCAUUAUAUAUAUUUCCACCAAAUAAUAAAUUUCGUGAAUCAUGCCGUUGGUUUGUUGAACGUAAAUGGUUUGAUAAUUUAGUACUUGCAUUUAUUGGAUUUAAUUGUAUAACACUUGCUAUGGAACGUCCAACAAUAUCAUCAGAUAGUCGUGAAAGAAUAUUUCUAGCCACUGCCAAUUAUGUUUUUACUGUUGUAUUUGUUAUCGAAAUGUUUGUUAAGGUUGUGGCAUCAGGAAUGUUGUAUGGUUCUGAUGCUUAUUUUAUGUCUGGAUGGAAUAUAAUGGAUGGUGCACUUGUAAUAAUAUCAAUUGUUGAUUUAUUAAUGUCACUAAUAUCAUCAAGUAGUCCACGUAUAUUUGGAAUACUAAGAGUAUUUCGUUUGUUACGUUCAUUACGUCCAUUACGUGUUAUAAAUCGUGCACCUGGUUUAAAACUUGUUGUUGAAACAUUAUUAUCAUCAUUAAGACCAAUUGGAAAUAUUGUUUUAAUAUGUUGUACAUUUUUUAUUAUUUUUGGUAUAUUAGGAGUACAAAUGUUUAAGGGUACAUUUUAUUAUUGUGAUGGUCCAGAUAUUAAAAAUGUUAAAAAUAAAACAGAUUGUCUUGCUGAUAAAAGAAAUGUUUGGAUUAAUCGUAAAUAUAAUUUUGAUGAUCUUGGCAAGGCACUUAUGUCUCUGUUUGUUUUAUCAUCAAGAGAUGGUUGGGUUAAUAUUAUGUAUACUGGACUUGAUGCUGUUGGUGUUGAUCAACAACCUGAAGAAAAUUACUCGGAAUGGCGUUUAUUAUAUUUCAUUGCAUUUAUUUUACUUGUUGGUUUUUUUGUUUUAAAUAUGUUUGUUGGUGUUGUUGUUGAAAAUUUUCAUCGUUGUCGUGAAGAACAAGAAAAAGAAGAACGUGUACGUCGUGCAGCAAAACGUGCAUUACAAAUGGAAAAAAAAAGACGUAAAAUGCAAGAACCACCGUAUUAUAAAAAUUAUUCAAAACCAAGAUUAUUUGUACAUAAUGUAUGUACAUCAAAAUAUUUUGAUUUAGCUAUUGCUGCUGUUAUUGGUCUUAAUGUUGUUACAAUGGCUAUGGAAUUUUAUAUGAUGCCAAAAGCAUUAACAUAUGUAUUAAAAAUAUUCAAUUAUUUCUUUACUGCUGUAUUUAUACUUGAAUCAUUAAUGAAACUAUUGGCAUUGGGUAUACAAUUAUAUUUAAAAGAUAAAUGGAAUCAAUUGGAUAUUGGAAUUGUCAUAUUAUCUGUUGUUGGAAUUGUUUUAGAAGAACUUGAAUCAAAAAUUAUACCAAUUAAUCCAACAAUUAUAAGAGUCAUGAGAGUUUUACGUAUUGCAAGAGUUUUGAAAUUAUUAAAAAUGGCUAAAGGAAUAAGAGCACUACUUGAUACGGUGAUGCAGGCAUUACCACAAGUUGGAAAUUUAGGUUUAUUAUUUUUUUUACUUUUUUUUAUAUUUGCUGCACUUGGUGUUGAAUUAUUUGGACGUCUUGAAUGCAGUGAUGAUGUACCAUGUCAAGGUCUUGGUGAACAUGCACAUUUUAGUAAUUUUGGUAUGGCAUUUUUGACUCUAUUUAGAGUUGCAACUGGUGACAAUUGGAAUGGUAUUAUGAAAGAUACACUUCGUGAUGAUUGUGAUGAUUCAACAGAUUGUAUUAAAAAUUGUUGUGUUAGUACAGUUAUUGCACCAAUAUUUUUUAUAAUAUUCGUAUUGGUCAGUCAAUUUGUGCUGGUCAAUGUUGUAGUUGCAGUAUUAAUGAAACAUCUUGAAGAAAGUCGUAAACAAAUGGAAUAUGAAUUAAAAAUGGAACAUCUUGAAGAAAGUCAUAAACAAAUGGAGGUAGAACUUGAUAUGGAAAUGCAAUUAGAAAGAGAAUUAGCUGCUGAACAAGAAGAACUACUUGAAAUGGCUGAAGAUAAUGUUGUUAAGCUAAUAGAAGCUGGUGAUGACAUUGAUGAUGAUAUACUUGAUAAAAUAAGACGUCAAGAAAUUGAUAAAUAUCGUAUAUACAGUGAUUAUGAUAAUAAAAGUGUACGUGAAUAUAAUAGUGAAUUUUUUAAACAACAUUUAUAUGGUUAUUAUAAACCAGGUCUAUCAAAAGUACGUUCAUUACCAUCAAAUUUUAUUUAUAAUCCACCAACUGAAAGAAUAAUAGAAGAUUCAAUAGGAAAAAGACGUGGUAGACGACGUAGUUCAUCAUAUCGUGGUUAUCGUCAACAAAAAGUUAAACUAAAACGUCGUCAAACAUUCCAUACACAACAACAGGGUCCGUUACUAUUAGAAAAUCCAAUAAAUUUAAAAAAAAUACAAUUGAGUAAUUUAAGUGUACCAAUAAUAAUAUCACAAAAAAAUUUAUCACCAUAUGCAAGUAAAUAUUUAUCAACAAAAAAUAAAACAAACAAUGACGAUGAAGAUGACGAUGAUGAUGAUGAUGAUGAUGAUAAAAGUGAAUUAAUAAUACAAAAUAAUAAUGAUAAUCAAUUAAAUACAAAUAGCUAUUCAAUUUGUAAAAAUAAUAUAAAUAAUAAUAAUAAUAAUAUGUCAUUAUUAAUUGAUGAUAAAUCAUCAAAUUAUUUACUAAAAGUUAUUGAUACACCUGAUAAAUUAAAUUAUACAGCUAAAAGUUAUAGACCAGAUAAUACAACUAAAAAUAUAAUUGAUCUUGACGUUCAUUCCGUGAUUAACGAACGGAGACCGUCCAAAUACAAGAACAAUGAUAAUAUUAUUAAUAAUGUUAAUAAUAAACAGCAAUUUUCAUCAUCUCAGGGUACUAAUAAUAUUGAUGAUUUUAAUAUUGCAUCGAGUUUUAAUAAUGAUUAUUCUUUACCUGGUACAAGUAAUUUAACAAUACAAGAAAUUGAUAAAAUAAUAUGUAAACAAGUUAGUGAUCUUGAAGCUGAAGUUAAAAUUUAUGUUGAUGAAGAUGUUGAAGAUUCAUCAAUGGGAAGUACAGAUACACAUAAAAGUAUUAGUAUUAUUGUUGAUCCAAAUGGUUAUUUAGAAAAUACUUGUAUUAAUGAAUUUUCACAAAUUGAUGAUUUAAUUUAUCAAAGAAAAUUUGAUGAUACAUGAAAUGAUCCAUCAAUGAUAGAUCAAUUAAUAUGUGUAACAAAAAAAAAAACAAAUUUUAAA
Messenger RNA from Aphidius gifuensis, 7957 nucleotides. It is a transcript of the gene Ca-alpha1T, whose product is annotated as voltage-dependent T-type calcium channel subunit alpha-1G. The coding region runs from base 272 to 7897 and encodes 2541 amino acids. Lineage: Eukaryota; Metazoa; Arthropoda; Insecta; Hymenoptera; Braconidae. Gene Ontology annotation, biological process: sodium ion transmembrane transport; calcium ion transmembrane transport; calcium ion import. Gene Ontology annotation, molecular function: low voltage-gated calcium channel activity; voltage-gated sodium channel activity. The record is from RefSeq and is a predicted model, not a curated record. Gene Ontology annotation, cellular component: voltage-gated sodium channel complex; voltage-gated calcium channel complex; plasma membrane. The transcript is spliced from 30 exons.